AUGAAGGGUCUAGGCGAGGGUUACCAUCAGACGGUUAGCGUUUACCCAAGAGCCGAGCAUACAUAUCGAGCACGAAUAAGUCGAAAAGAUGUCGGCGGGACCACGUUCCAGGCGGCUUACACCCCUAUCGACACUGACCCAGGCCCACCAGCUCGCGGCGGCCCGCCUGGAAGACUGAGCGAGUUCCCCGGUCUCCAAAGCGACAGUGGCUAUACUAUCAUUCCAAUUGACUCAAAAAUAUCAGGCCAGCAGGCGUGGGCAGCACAGCCAGCGCCCAGCAAACAGCCGGCCUAUAGUGGCCCCCUUGAGGACGCGCUCUCCAUUGCAAGGACAAAUGCUGUAAAGGAUAGCAAGGCCCCCACGAAGCCGAAACAUGCAGGCCUGGACGCCGUGCAGAUGAGCCUGCAGGACAUGCUGGCAGCUGCCGCACGCAUCCACAACGAGCUCUUAGCCUCGUCCACGACAAACCGGGCGCCUGUAGCCACAGAUGCCGCUGGCCCUGCUGCUGCCGCUACCACCUCAGCUGCAGGACAUGCGCCAGCAGCCUCAAGGUCAAUCGGUGCCUCAGACCCAGCCUCCGCCUUCGCCGGCACUGCGCCAAUUCCCAACACCGCCCCAGCUUCUGAUGGAAGCGGUGUUCCCCAGCCUCAUCCCUUGGCACCAGCCCAAUACUCCCCACCUGCACCCCAGCCCCGUGGGCCCUUGGAGGCCCUUCGGGAUGAGUUGUUCGGCAGCCUCACCAUGCCUUCUCCCCGGGCCCUUGGAAGGCCCCCAACACCCCAGCCCACUGGCUUUCCCGCCGCACCACCCGCCAGCCCGGCUGCUGCGCCGGUAUCCACCCCGCCGCCACGUAUGGCCCGGGGACCCCCUGAUGGCUUGGAUACAGCGAAUGCAAGUCCCACUCCAAGUACGUUGCGCGCGAUGGAGACAGCAGCACUGGCGCUGCAGGAGGAGACGUCUACUCUGACAGCUCAGGCAGGGUACAGCUACGCAGACCUGUCCUCCAUCUACUCUAUCCCUGACUCCGCCCUGAACGCCACGGCGCGCACGCCCAUGUCCUUCACCACCGCCGCGGUUUCGGAGCUGGACACCCCUAGCAGCGUGCGCAGCCGGGACGACGAAUACAAGUACGACAAGUCGUUCGUGAGCCCCAAGAGCAGCGAACGGGAUCCCAGCACUGCCCGGGCUAGCGGCGGCCGGUCCGGGCGCAGCAGCCAGCUCAUCUACGAGCGCAUCGCGUCCGGCUACGAUGAUUACGUGUCCCCCGCUUCGUGGAUGUCCCUUCGGGAGCAGCACAGGAGCUCCCAUGUGAAGGUGACGUCGACGUCCUGUCCCGGCCUUGGUGGCCCCGAGUCGGUGUCCUCGACCCCGACGGGUCCCUCCGGUUGGGCUAGCGGCGGCGGUGGUGGCGGCGGCGGCUUGAUUGACCUGCUUGCCAGCGCGUCUGCAGUAGCAGUGGCGGAGGUGUUGUCGAUGCCGCCGCCGGCGUCCCAGGCGUCGUUAGCACCGUCUAAAUCCUCCAUGCCGUACAUGCCGAGCGAGACGGACAGCAGCGUCCGCACGGGCAGUGCCUGGAGCGAGUACGUUCCCCAUGGGAACCGGGGCCAACUGCAACAACAUCAUACGCAGCAGCAGCAGCAGUGGCAGCAGCAGCAGCGGCAGCCCGACCAUGCUUCACGGCAGCAGCAGCAGCAAAAGCAGUCGCAGCAGCAGCAGCAGCCCGCCGGUGGCCCACUUGACGUCCGCAGCGGCCGGGCCGGCAGCACCGCGUCCAGCGGUCCACACAACGGCUUCAGCAGCUUUGCGUUCUCCGCAGGGCCUGACAGCGGCCGCGGCCGAGACCGGGUCACCGGCAGUGAUCACCUAUGCCGUACGCUCUCUUUCGGUGUGCCUUCUGGCACUCUCAGCAGGAGCGGAUCAAGGGGCGGCUCCUGCAAAGGCGACGGAGGCAGCCUCAGUGGCGACAGCGGCAGCAGUUCUGCCGGCACCGCCGCCGCGCCGGCCGGCGGUGAACUCACUGAGCCUGAAUCCUCCGUGGCCGUGUCUCAAUCAACAACAGCAACAGCAGCAACGGCGGACCGAAAUGCAUGUAGCAUCCCCGGGGCACCCUACGGUGGUGGCGGAGGUAGGCGGUAUGCGAAUGCCACCUUCACAAACCCGCUUUAUUCACAGGGGUCCACUGAGAGUGGUGCUGCAGGCGGUGGCUGCGGUGGCAGCACCAGCAGCAGCAAGAGCGGCUACAACAGACCUCCGGAAAACCGAGCUGUCAGCAGCGGCGGUGCCGCGGCCACACCGCCGCCGACGGCGUGCGGUGGCGCAUCCAUAGCGACGACAGAGGCAGAGGAGGAAGGGGAAGAAGGGCAUGAGAGGGUUGUGGGAGGGCAGGAGCACGGGGCGGAGGGUGGGCAGGGUAGAGCCGAGACGUACAAUGAGUAUACAUUUUCAGCAGCGAUGGCAAGGACCACCGUGCCGCACGGGCCUCACACGGCGCUGGGGCCCAACCACCGGCAGCGGCCCGGCCAUGUCGCACGGCUCUUCUCCAGUCCCGAAAUAGUGGACGAGAUGGCGGCGGAUGCCUUAGAGGCCGCUGCCGCCGCUGGUGCUGACCCCGAAGGGACGGUGCCCGCUUCCUCGGCUAUCAGUCUGGCCGACAAAGGAGGCAUCCAUCCCAUCGUCCUCGCCCGUCCGCCGUCAAUGGCCACCGCCCUGGCACCGGUCUCACCGCUGCCGGGUGUCAGUGGCGUCGGCACUUUUGCGGUACGGCCUCUGGCGGCGGCGGCGGCUCCAGGUGCCGGAGUGUCGGCGGUGGCGCUGGAUGCGGUUCCGGAGCAAGACCGCGGUGAGCUCGUUCGCAGCUGGGCUGACAUGCGUGCCGACUUUGGCGCAAGGCCGCAAGGCUCUGGUAGUCAUGGAGGCACGCCCUCGGUCGCGGCAUUGACGCCGGAGCCGUCGCGUGACGAUGGCGGUCCUGUGUCGGCGUUGCCGCCAUUUGGCGGCGGCGGCGGCGGGGAGGCGGCAGGGCAAGAGGCGCUCCUCGUCUCCUCUGCAACCCGGGCGUCCGCGCCCGGCGACCCCGCCGGCGGUGCCACUCCUGCUACUGCCAGCGCUGCUACCGCAACUACUGCUGAAGCAUCCGCAUGUUGCCACAAGGCCAUCAGCCAAGAGGGCGGCGCUUCGGCGGGCGAAGAGACCCAUCAGGAAGAACACCCUCACCAGCAGCAGCAAGAAGGACAGCAACAACAAGAGCAACAACAAGAACAACAACAACAGCCCGCCGCUGGCGAUAAUGACGGCAGUGCCGGUACUGGCAUUCCCACCGUGGCCACGCUCGACACCGGUUGGCAUUACGAGCUGGCGGAUCCGCUGGAUCAGCUCCUGUCAGUGCUGGCGGGACGUGGCGCACGCAGUGACGCCCAUGCGCAGCGGCUGCUGAGUGACACGUUGCGCAGCGCCGUCUUUGACGCCGUGUCACAGCCACGACCCAACUCCGCGCCGGUGUUGUUCUCCCUGGACGGCAUUGCCAGGAGCAUGCCGCUGCCGCUGGCACCCGCUCCGGACUCCGCCACCGCCGGCAGCGCCGCCGCCGCUGCUGUUACCGCUGCCACACGAUUCCAGGGCGAGGGAGAGCAGGGUCCCGGCGCUGGCCUUACCGGCGGCGGUGAAAGCGCCGGAAGUGACGGGGAGUUGCUGCAGGCGGUGCAACGGGUAGCAGAGCUGAAGGCGGCGCGGAUGUCGGGGUACAGCGGCAGUGGCGCCGCCGUCGCCGCCACCGCUGCCGCGUUGGCUGCAGCGACGUCGACGCCCCACACAUCACAGCACCAGCCGCAGCUACAGGCCCAGCCAGCGCCGCAGCCAACACCCCAGUCCGCACCAUCGGCCCAACCUCCUCUCCCUCGGCAACAGCCACCUCAGCAGCAUCUGGCAGCUGCGGGUUCGGGCGGUGGCGUGCAGCCCACGAGCAGCGUGGUGGGAGCAGCGAUGCUGCCUUCUGGACAGGUUUCGGGGCUGCUGCAGUCGAUUAGCCCUUCCGCGAGCAUGGGAUCCCUGGAUUCCGAGGUUGCAGUGGAGCGACUCAAGGCCAAGAUGCGUGCCUAUCUCAUGCAAAACACAGAGGCUGCAGUUGCUGCUGUCGCUGCUGCCAAUGCUGGCCUGGCCAGCGGCAGCAGCAAGGAACUGGAGUCCUCAUCGGGUGGGUCCGCGAUAUCAGUUCUGCUGUCAGCAUCCAAGGCACACCCAGCCAACAUGCAGCAACAACUUCAGGGAUCGGCAACACAAGAGGCGGCGGCGGUCCUCCCGGGGGGCAGUGACGGCAGCGCUGCCGCUGCCGCCGCGGGGCCGGCGCCAGCGGACCUCCCUGCUUUGCAUGUUGCCGCCUUGGACUCACUGCUACAGCAGGCGACACGGCACCUGCAGGCAGCCAGUGACCCCAGCGCCUCCACCUCGGGCACUGCACAACCGUCGUUGUCAGCGCUAGAGGAGAUUCUCCGUCAGCUGCGGGAGCUUACCCGCAGAAGCAGCGGCAGCAACGGCGGCGUUUCGGCAGUGGUGCCGGCAGCGCCACCGCCACGAUCGCCGCCGCGGCCGUCGGCCGCAGUCCCUGCUGCAGCGGCCAACAGCGACGGGGGCCCCGACGCGACGUUUGGCGUCACAGCCGAUGGGAUGCGGUCGAGGGGCCCGGUGAGCUCUACAGUAACGGGCUCCACGGCGCAAGCCCCCUCCCGAGUCUCGCGGGCAGUCAGCAGCCCCUCGCGUCUGGGUGUAGAGCCAGCAGCUGCCCCACGCGCCUUCUCCACGGCAGCAGCCGGUGGCGGCGACGCAGCGGCAGCUGCCAUUGCAAACGGCAGUUCACGAGCCGCUGACGGUGUUGCCACCCAUGCGCCAGUGCCAUCCGUCGUGUGGGGGCCACCGCUGUUCACCCAGCCUCAGCAGCCCGCCAGCUACCGACAUCCUCCCUCGGGGCCCGCCGCCGGCCCACACACAUCCUACCCGGCGCCGUACCAGGCGCCGCCUCCGUACUUGCGUGAUGACCCGGCAGCGCAUGGCGAUAAGCGCGCCGCGGUGCCGGCGGCAGAGGGGCAGCGGCGGCAGGGCGCAGUGCAGGAUGCAGCGCUCCGCCGGAGCUAUCAGGGUUUGCAGUCGGGCGCGCAUCCGUACCCCGUCUUCUCCUCCUUUGACGCUGCGCAGGGAACAGCUGGCGCUGGCGCCCGCGGCUCAGCACCGCAAGCUGGCGGCCCCUCCUACUUGGAGCUCGCGGCCCAGGCGGCAAAGCUGCGAGAGCAGCUGGCUGCCGCGGCCCGCCAGUCGCCGCCGCAGCAGCAGCCACAACACCAGCCACCGCAGCAGCAGCAACGGCGGCACACCUUCGCAGGCACACAACCCGCCCAGCAAGGCAUCAGCCAUCACCAGCAGCAGCAAAAUGAGACCUUGCAAAACAGGGCCGUGUAUCAUCACCCGGCCCAACCAGACACCCGAGCGGCCACAGCCGCGGCCGGUUUGGCCGCGUCAGCGGACUGGCAGUCGUCUCUGCAGUCCAAGCUCCUGCCGUACGAAGCCAUACGGACGCGCACUUCCCUUAUUGACGCUUCCUCAACGUUUGCAGUGGCGCCGGCCGCGGCCAGCAACGGCGGCGGCGGCCCUGCAGAACAGAUGAGGCCCAGGAAUGCCGCCGCGGCGGCAGCACGCCAGUCGCAGCCCCGGUCGCGACCUCAAUCACCCGCAGGGUUCCGACCUGGGGCGCGUACAAAUGGUGGCAGGGCAGGCGGUCCAGCUGGAGCAUCUGCGCCAGCAACUCCACGCAACGGGGACAUGCCGGCACGCAGCGCCCUUGCAGCGGCGGCGCCGCCACAACAGCACCGGCCCAGCACCAAGAUGGGAGAUCCCGCUUUCCUGCCGAACAAGCCUUUCCUUUUCUCUUUCGGGUUGGAGCGGGAGACGCGGCAAUGGCUGGACGACAUGGGCCUUACGGUUACACCAGCGGAGGAGUCCCUGCCCCUGCUGGACAAUCCGCUCCGAAACGGGUUGCUGCUGGCGGCAUUGGCGGCCUGUCUGGCCGGGUCCCCCCUGCCUGCCGGUGUGGUGACGGACCCGCCUCGAGACGUGCGCUCGGCCCGCACCAACAUCCUGUGUGCACUGGACCACUUGGGGCUGCUGGCGGCGCCGUGGGCGUCCAUCAACUGGUCCGCUGGCUCCCUUCCCUCCUUGCGUCUCAGAGGCUCAUCAGGGAUCAUCGCCAUCAAAGCACUCGGCAGCGCCGGCCGUGGGUACGCCCUACGGCUCAAGGAACGCCAGCUGAGGGCGGGCUUGGGUCUGAUAGCGGAGGUGGAGUCCAUCUUGGCUGGCUCUGCGGACAGCAUCUGGGGGCUGCUCAACUUCAUACGACUGGCCCAUGCGCCGUCGCAGUACCAGCAGCAGCUGCGAGGGAGCGUGGGAGGCUGGAUGGGAGCCGGGAUUGCGGCGGGGCCGGGGCAGAGACGUUGGGGAACCUUGGCUGGGGUGGGCGAGGAGCUCGCACGGAGGACAUUUGACGUUCGGGGCGGCGCUGGCCCCGAUGGAGUGCUUGGGCUUGGACCGGCGCCGGUGCCGGUGCCGGCCAUGGCAGCGGCCGCGGCAGCGGCAGAGACGGCAGCGACGGCAGGACCUACUGCCGCAGCCGGCAACGGCCCGCCGACGAGCAGAAGUGGCAGGGCCAGCCCCGGCCGCCCUGGCAGAGGUGGUGGGGGCGGCCCCGCCGGGGAGGAUGGCUUUAGUCAGCCGGCGGAGUCGCGGUCGGAGCCGUCGCCUAGCCCGCUGCGCGGCGGCGGCAAGGUGACCCUGGCAGUCGGCGGGCGCGGCCGGGUGGCUGGCGGCCCGGUCGCAGACCCGCGGGGAUCCAUUUUCAUGACGACAGGGCCGACGGCUGGGAUGCAGCCCGCCAGCCACGGGCACGCCGCGGCGGCGCUGGCGUCAGCCGCUUCCAGCGCCUCCACCGGCGGCGUCGCGGCGGAGAACGGCCUGCUGUACCGGCCACUAUGGCCGACGAUAACAUCGCUGCCGUACAGUCCGUCGGAGGUGGCUACCCUUGAGUCUUCGUUGCUUCAGUGGCUGAUGGAGGCCGGGGCGAUCAGUCGCCGGGAGGCUGCGCAGGGCUUCCCCGCGCUGCUCCCCAUGUUCGAGGACGGCACCUUCAUUUGCUGGCUGGUGUCCAAUCUGAGUGGCAGACCCAUUGUUGGGGCUCACCGCAGACCUCUAACUGAGGCUGCUCGACGCACCAACUGGUUCAAGGCCAUUGAGGCGCUGAGGAAGCUACCCGGCAUGUCCAGGAGGUUCCUGGUGUACGAGGAAGCGCUCAUGCACUGUGAGCGGCCCCUGCUGACCGGGCUGUUGGAGGACCUGCACCGCCUCGCGGGCGGUAUGCCGCCGGCACCCAGCAAGAUCCUGCCCGACGCCAAACCAUACCUGCCGUACGUGGUUCCGGAGCCCGUGGUGCGCACACUGCCGCCCGACCGCAUCGCAAUAAACCGUGGCUCGCCCGUCGCCUCGCCGCUGUGCACUCCCACACCGGGCCGGACCUCAAACAAUAAGGCCCCCUCCAACCUAGGUCCCCAGGGCGCCGCGAGGUCCCGUAAGAGUACACCCUCGCCCUCACCGCGGGCCGUCACGCCAAGCCGCCACUGGUCCACAGGUAGCGGCGGUUCCGCCACCGCCGCGCCGCACCAGCAGCACCCGCUUUUCCAGAAGGCCGUGCCGCCACCUCCUUGCAACAACUCCGGCUUGCCUCCGGGACAGUUCAAUAAGAAUGCGAACGGCAGUCCUGGCGAUGUGUUCACGAGCCCUGCUGCUGCUGCUGCUGCUGCUGCUGCUGACAGUGACAAUGACGGCGGCGCCGGCGGUGUGAACAGCGCUAGGGAGGGCAGUAAUGGCAGUCCCGGACGCGAGCGGCGGCCACGCAACGUAGCCACUGCCACCGCUGCUGCUGCUGUUGCUGCUGCUGCUGCCGGCGUGCGGCGCGCGGCGGCAGUCAACAGCGCCUCCGCCGGCGGCGCCGGCCGCGGCCUCAUCACCGAUGUCAUGGUAACCCCGACCAAGGUGCUGCCGGCGGCGGCGUUGGCAGCGGCGAUACAAGUUUCAGAGCAGCAGCAGCAGAUGCAGCAGCAGGGGCGGCGGCGGACGGGGCCCGCUAUCACCGCUGUCGACCUACUCCACGCUUCGUUCCCGGUUGUGUGGGCCAACGGGCUGACGAACGUACGGCAGUCUCUCCCGGGACACCCCCCUGGGCAGCAGCAGCAGCAGCAGCAGCACGAUCGCCUCCGACAUCACCAGUACCUGGUGGCGAACCUGCGAGGCAGUCGCUCGAUGGGCGGGGCCCUGGAGUCUUUCUCAUCCUCGUCCCCCGCCGUCUCGCCACGGCUGCGGCUGGUGCCAUCCGCGUUGUAG
Messenger RNA from Volvox carteri f. nagariensis, 8412 nucleotides. RefSeq lists its product as uncharacterized. The record is from RefSeq and is a predicted model, not a curated record. The coding region runs from base 1 to 8412 and encodes 2803 amino acids. The transcript has 19 exons. Lineage: Eukaryota; Viridiplantae; Chlorophyta; Chlorophyceae; Chlamydomonadales; Volvocaceae.